CUGCCAAGGCUGCUGAGCCCACGUCAGGGGGACGAGUCUGGAUAAAUAGGGUCCCGCAAUGGCCGUGUCCGGCUGCGCUCUGAGCUGCGGAGUCCGAGACUGGAGCUUCCUGCGCGGGUCGGUGCUCUGGAGGCUGAGUGCUGGCGCUGCUGGUGCUCCGAGCGCCCAGGGGCAAUCUGCGCCCGGACCCCAGAACUCCCCAUCAGUGCGGACCGGCAGGAAAGUUCACCCGCUGCUCCUAGGUGAAGAGAUAGCGAGAGAAGGGAGGCUGGAAGAGAAGGGUCCUUUCUGCCAGCAACAGCGGGGUAGGACAGUGCCAUGCUCCUCUCCAUCCUGGUGGCUUUGUGCUUGUGGCUGCGCCUGGCGCUGGGCGUGCGCGGCGCGCCUUGCGAGGCUGUGCGCAUCCCCAUGUGCCGGCACAUGCCCUGGAACAUCACCCGGAUGCCCAACCACCUGCACCACAGCACGCAGGAGAACGCCAUCCUGGCCAUCGAGCAGUACGAGGAGCUGGUGGAUGUGAACUGCAGCUCUGUGUUGCGCUUCUUCCUCUGCGCCAUGUACGCACCCAUCUGUACCCUCGAGUUCUUGCACGACCCCAUCAAGCCCUGCAAGUCUGUGUGCCAGCGCGCACGCGACGACUGCGAGCCUCUCAUGAAGAUGUACAACCACAGCUGGCAGAGUCUGGCCUGCGACGAGCUGCCCGUCUAUGACCGUGGAGUAUGCAUCUCUCCCGAGGCCAUAGUCACUGACCUUCCAGAAGAUGUGAAGUGGAUAGACAUCACACCAGAUAUGAUGAUGCAGGAAAGGCCCUUUGAUGCUGACUGUAAACGCCUGAGCCCUGAUCGGUGCAAGUGCAAAAAGGUGAAGCCAACUUUGGCCACGUACCUGAGCAAAAACUACAGCUACGUUACUUGGGUUUUCAAUUGCAGUUAUCAUGCCAAAAUCAAAGCCAUCCAGAGGAGUGGCUGCAAUGAAGUAACAACCGUGGUGGAUGUGAAGGAGAUCUUCAAGUCUUCCUCGCCCAUACCUCGAACACAAGUCCCCCUCAUCACGAAUUCCUCCUGCCAGUGUCCACAUAUCCUGCCCCAUCAAGAUGUCCUCAUCAUGUGUUAUGAGUGGCGUUCAAGGAUGAUGCUUCUUGAAAAUUGUUUAGUUGAAAAAUGGAGAGAUCAACUUAGUAGAAGGUCCAUACAGUGGGAAGAGAGGCUCCGUGAACAGCAGAGAACAGUUCAGGACAAGAAGCGAACAGCCAGCCGCACCAGCCGCAGUAACCCCCCCAAGCCAAAGGGAAAGCCACCCGUCCCCAAAACUGCCAGCCCUAAGAAGAACAUCAAAGCUAGAAGUGCCCCCAAGAAACCAAACCUGAAGAAAAGUACAAACUAAUUACUUUCCACGAUGGAGCCACACUUACAGGAUAAGGCCACACUUACAGGAUAAGGCACA
This is a messenger RNA of Peromyscus leucopus (white-footed mouse), 1443 nucleotides long. RefSeq names its product secreted frizzled-related sequence protein 4. Lineage: Eukaryota; Metazoa; Chordata; Mammalia; Rodentia; Cricetidae. Gene Ontology annotation, biological process: non-canonical Wnt signaling pathway; canonical Wnt signaling pathway. The record is from RefSeq and is a predicted model, not a curated record. Gene Ontology annotation, cellular component: cytoplasm. Gene Ontology annotation, molecular function: Wnt-protein binding.